AUGGAUCCUGUCCGCAACCAGCAAAGGACUGGUGCAACGGGCGUCGCAUCUUCCAGCAGAGCAUAUCCGGUUGCUUCGUGGAGUUCUUUUUCGUCCACUGCUUCACCGGUGGGAAGCUUGUCGCAAACGCCUGUGCAAGUGGAGCACCGGCCUGGAGGCUCAGUCGUUGGAUGGCCGGCGACUACACAGGCAGCAAGGCUCGCAUUCACGCCGCCGCAACCCAGAAGCUUUCCAUGGCCUUGCGUGAUGUCUCCUGUCGCACUCGCAAAUGGAAGGGUCUUGGUGCAUACGCCGCCUUCCUCAAGCACGGCUGAUGCAGACUCUCCGAAUCCUGGCUGCUUAACCCCGAGUCGACAGGUGGUCUGCACUGUGGCUCGUCAGACCACUCCUGCACCCGCAAGCACCAUGAGUUUCACAGCUGCUCGAGGGCUCAUGGCAACGCAGGCCGUACCUGGCAUCACGAUGUCGGUCAGCACUUUGAGCAGCCAAAGCACAGCUAGUCCAUUCAUGUUGAAGUUCCAGCUGCUCAGACUCUGUGACCUGGAUAUCCCAACAUACGAGUCUGCCGAGUCUGCCAGCCAAACACUUUUUUCGUGCCUCUUAGUCUUUUUGCAUAUGCGCACAUCAUGGGGCAGCCGUGCGCUGCUUCACUUCCGACUGGACUUGCAGUUCGGCUUGCAGAGGAGAAGUGUGUGUUGCUUGCUGCCAGGCGCAGGCCAGUCUGGUGGGAAGCGAUGUCCGGUUCGCGAAGCUUCAUGGGAAAGUUUCAGGGACAUGCGUCGGAAAUCUCGGCAGCAUGACUUCUUCGUCGGUUGCGAGGUGGAGAUUCUGCGCGAGUAUCAUCAAUGGCAGCCGAGCAAACUUGCGGCAAUUUGUAUUGAGCUUUCUCGACUGCGCCCGGAAGGGCAUGUGGCCACAGACAGACUCUUGCAGUGCAUUUUGUGGAGAGCUGAGCACCUUGUACAACAGCUGAGCGGCCUGGAGCUUCUGAGCCUUAUGGAGGCCUUUGCUUUACGACAGAUUCGGGAGCACGAUUCCAGGUGUCCGGAUUUUUUCGGUGUUGCUUCCGGGCGCCUUCGGGACGAGGUGAAGAGCCUGCAUUUCAAAGACUUGCGGCGAGCCACCGCGAUGUACAAGCAGCUGAACAUCCGAGACGAGGGCCUCUUUCAAGCCUUCGGUAAGAGGCUGGCCGAGCUGCUGGAGGCUUCCACUGCACUUUCCGUGCAGUCUGGUCCAAGGCCAAAGAAAGGUCAAAGCCGAGGUGAAGAAGGGGCUGUAAUGGCGUUUCUCAAUGCCUGCGGCCGACUCAACAUACAACCUCCUGAGGUUGAUGGCUUCUUCAAACGAGUGGGCCCUGCAGCUCGCGCCAGAAAAGAUGUGCCGCGCCUGGUGGCAUUGGCGCAGCUUGCUGCCAAGUUCGGAAUUGCAAGUACACGGGAAGCCGACCGCAUUCUGACAGUGGUGUGCGCAGCCUUUGAGGGCAACGCUCCAAGCAGCAAAGGCUAUGCAUCCCAAGCCAUCACUGGCCAACUCCUGUUGGCUCUGAUAUUCGACGAAUCCGCGUGCGAGACUCGAGAUCGUGCGCUGGUUGCUGCCGUCGGCGCCGUGAAUGCUUCCUUCGGCUGCAACCUGAAGUCCUUGGACGAGCAGCUGGCACGCCAGCUGCAGGUCACCGAACUGGCCUGCCGGCUAGAAAGACCUGUCCCGCUGCACAUGCUGGAGCUCAAGGGGCUCGGUGGCUUUCUCGAAGGAGUACGGUGCUUGGAGCAGUCAGUGUUUGGACCACUGCCGAAGUCUUCUUCUCAGCAGCACUUGCAGGUUUCUGGGGCCUUGCAAGAGCUUGGUGUGCAACAUCGCACGGAGGAGCGGCUGGAUCCCUACAUUGCCGAUGUUCGCUUGACCACGAACCAAAGCCUUAUCGAAAUCGAUGGUCCUUUACACUUCGUUGGCAGCACGCAGCGUUAUGACAUGAAGAGCUCCUUGAAGCAUCGCUUGCUGACGAAGCAGGGAUGGCAUGUCCACCACAUAGCCUGGAAUGAUUGGCCGGAGCAUCAUCACAGCCGCAUGAGUUACAUUGCUAGGCUCCUUCGCAGACCACCGCCGGGAAAGCAUUUGCUGCAGUACACCCCGCUUCAGCCGAGUAUAUGUGAGGAACAUGCUGAUCGAGAUUUGGUCGAACAGACUUCUUGA
This is a messenger RNA of Symbiodinium necroappetens, 2190 nucleotides long. Lineage: Eukaryota; Dinophyceae; Suessiales; Symbiodiniaceae. The record is from the annotation of a GenBank genome assembly.